Molecule: messenger RNA, 684 nt
Organism: Medioppia subpectinata
Lineage: Eukaryota; Metazoa; Arthropoda; Arachnida; Sarcoptiformes; Oppiidae
Source: the annotation of a GenBank genome assembly
AUGGAGACAAAGUGUGACAACGAGUCCAACGAAACGGUUCCGCAAAGCGAUGACACAAACGGUGAGCCGAAACAAGAGAUGUCCAAAAAGCAGAUGAAGAGACUUCAGAGACACCAGAAAUGGUUGGACUCGAGACCAGAGAAGAGACGACAGGAAAAGGAGAGAAAGAAACUGAAGGCUAAGAGACUGCGAGAGGAAGGCGUGGAAGUGAUGUCCAGAACCGCACUGAAGAAGCAAUACAUCCCAAUGUCUUCGUCCAAAUGCAAAGUCAGUGUUUGUAUUGAUUGCGAUUUCGAGGACUAUAUGGAGGAGAAGGACAUGAAGAAGUUGGUCAAACAGAUCGGCCGCUGCUAUGCCUUCAAUAGACACUCUUCAGCACCGGUUCAGCUCUACAUCACAUCCGUUGUGUCUAAAGUGCGGGAAGUGUUGACCAAAUGUCAGCCCGGAUUCACCAAUUGGGACGCCGUGUGUCUGGACAGCCACUGGACGCAAGUGUUUACCGAUAAAAGCAAAAUCAUUUAUCUGACGAGUGAUUCGGAGGACGUAAUCCCUGACCCCAAAGACAUUGUGGCCGCCAAUGACUAUGUGUUCAUAAUCGGCGGUUUAGUCGAUCACAACAAGUAUAAGGGUUUAUCAGUACCUUACCGACAGGCUGUCCGGCAUUCUGUGCGCUCUGAAGGCUAG